CGAACAGCACGUCUCGUGGAAUUGACCAAUCAUGUUGGUCAAUUGGGCUGAUUUAAUCAAUGCGAUUAGUCAAUUUUAUUCAAGAUCUACUUGCGUUUGUGUCUUGCGCUUAAUGUAAAACAGGCUUUAUGUACCGUAUGUACGGUUGUGGACAUAGCACGGAAUAGAACCAUGUCCACGUUCGAAGCAUUUAUAACGUAACGUAAGCCCGCGGAUUAUAUCGUUUAAAUAAAAAUAAUUGUUGACAUGUUACUGACACUCCGACGGCAUAAUUGAUCAAGAUGUCAAUAAUCUCGAAUUCAGAUGAUCUCGAACAACAGUGUGAGGAUUCGCUGUUUGAAGUGUGUGACUCUCGAGAAAGAUAUCCACAGCAAUGUGCAACAGAAUUAGAGAAAUGCAUUAAACUUGCUAAUGAGAUACACAUGACAAAAGUUCUGACAACGUCGGCAAAAGUUCUAGAUGUGCCUUCUCUUACUGACGAGCAUUUUAAAAUGCUCCAACGGUUUUCUGAUGCAGUUAAUCUGUUGAAGACACAAGAACCAAAACUACAACGAAUGAUAGAAAAAAUAGAAAAUUUGUCUGCUUGUUUGAAUCAAAUCAAAAGAGACAAAAUAAGCGAAACAAAUAAAUUGUUGCAAGACUGACUAUCUUUUUCAUCAAAAGAUGCACACAUAUCUUGACACCAAUUAAUUUAUCUUUUACUAAUAAUUGUUAAUAUUUAUGAAUAAUUAUUUUAUAUUUUUAUGUAUUUAUUAUUGACAACAAUGUAAACAACCUAUUCUUAAACAAAAAAGAUAAACAAAAAAAAUAUUGACAUUGUGCACUAGAUAUAUAUUCUCCUUGUGGUUUCCUUAGCAACCAAUCUUCAUGAGUGAAUCAAAACAAUGCGCAUGUACAUGCUUGAAGCUGUAAGAGAGAAGAAAAGAAGAAAUAUUAAAUAACUUGUUUUUAAUUAGUAAAUUGUAUCUUUUGCAAUGACUACUUUCAUAGAAAAUGUGCAUAUAAAGGAUGGAGAAUACACGAAAACUAUUUAUACUAUGAUAAAAGAACAGCGAUAUACCGAAACUAUUAAGGUUUUGUUAAAUUUGUUAGAUUCUCAUCCUAAUUCUAGGCCUUGUCUCUCCCUUCUGGCGCAUUGUUAUUUUUAUACGCAAGAUUUUGUGGCUGCAGCUCAAUGUUAUGAAAAACUUGUCCAACUAUGUCCAGAAGAAAAUCUUUAUAAACUAUAUUAUGCCCAAUCCUUACACCAAGCUUGCAUGUAUCCGGAAGCAUGGACAGUUUGUGCAAGUAUUAUUAAUCAAAGUGAGUUAGAAUUCAAAGUAAGAAAGUUGCAGGCAGCCAUCAAAUAUGGACAAGAAGAUAUGGUUUCUGCCAAAAAUCUCGUUGAUCAAUGUCCCGUCGAUGAUGUUGAUACGGAAAUUAACUUAGGAUGUCUUUUGUACAAGGAGGAACAAUAUGAACAGGCUCUUAAAAAGUUUGCAAAUGCAUUGCAAAUUGCAGGAUUUAGACCUCACUUAUCGUACAAUGUUGCGCUUUGCUAUUAUAAACUGAAAGAAUAUGCAGCAUCAUUAAAGCAUAUCGCUACUAUUAUUGAACAUGGUAUAAGAGAACACCCAGAGUUAAGUGUCGGAAUGACUACUGAAGGUAUCGAAGUCCGAAGUGUCGGAAAUACGCUAACUCUUCACGAGACAGCUUUGACGGAGGCAUUUAAUCUGAAAGCUGCUAUAGAAUAUCACUUACAAAAUUAUGACGCUGCAAAAGAGGCAUUAACAGACAUGCCACCACGUUCUGAAGAAGAACUCGACGCUGUUACUCUACAUAAUCAGGCAUUGAUAAAUAUGGAUACAAAACCGAGCGAGGGAUUUGAAAAGCUACAGUUCCUGUUGCAACAAAACCCAUUCCCUCCUGAAACUUUUGCCAAUUUGCUACUUUUGUACUGUAAAUAUCAAUAUUAUGAUCUGGCCGCAGAUGUUCUAGCCGAGAAUGUACAUCUAACUUAUAAGUAUUUAACACCAUAUUUGUACGAUUUUUUGGACGCGCUUAUAACGGAACAAACUUCACCAGAAGAAGCAUAUCGUAAAUUUGACGAUCUCGCUAAUAAACAUACGGAGGCACUGCGAAAAGCAACUAAGCAAGUCCAGGAAGCAAGAUUGAAUCAUGACGACAAUGCUGUCAAGAAGGCCGUAAACGAUUACGAAGAAGCUCUGGAAAGAUACGUACCAGUAUUAAUGGCCCAAGCAAAAAUAUACUGGGAUUUAGAAAAUUACACUCAAGUGGAGAAGAUUUUUAAAAAGAGCGUCGAAUUUUGUAAUGAGCACGACGUGUGGAAGUUAAACGUAGCGCAUACUCUUUUUAUGCAGGAAAAUAAAUUCAAAGAUGCGACUCGUUUUUAUGAGCCUAUUGUUAAAAAGAAAUAUGACAAUAUUUUAGACGUGAGCGCUAUAGUUCUCGCGAACUUGUGCGUCAGCUAUAUCAUGACUUCGCAAAACGCGGAAGCUGAAGAACUGAUGAAAAAAAUCGAGAAGGAGGAAGAAGCGGUAUCGUUUGAAGAUCAAGAUAAGAAACUCUUCCACUUGUGCAUCGUAAAUCUAGUGAUCGGAACGUUAUAUUGUUCCAAAGGUAAUUACGAGUUCGGUAUAUCUCGAGUGAUGAAGAGUCUGGAGCCGUACAACAAAAAACUCGGCACCGAUACGUGGUUCUAUGCAAAAAGAUGUUUUUUGUCGCUUUUGGAACAACUAGCAAAACAGCUGGUGGUUCUAAAAGACUCUACAUUACAAGAAUGCAUUCAGUUUUUGGAACAUUGCGAAGUUUACGGAAAAGAUAUAAUGACAGUGAUAGAUCAACCAUUUGAUGUACAAGAUAUGCUAAACAUUUCUCCUCAUGGCAAACGGACGGUCGUUUACGAGGCGCGAUACCUGAAAGCGUUAUUUUUGAAAUUGCAAAUGUCCUAGAUGUAUAGAAU
Pseudomyrmex gracilis is the source of this 2962-nucleotide messenger RNA. RefSeq names its product tetratricopeptide repeat protein 30A (gene Ttc30). The record is from RefSeq and is a predicted model, not a curated record. Gene Ontology annotation, biological process: intraciliary transport. Gene Ontology annotation, molecular function: intraciliary transport particle B binding; protein binding. The coding region runs from base 975 to 2951 and encodes 658 amino acids. The transcript is spliced from 11 exons. Lineage: Eukaryota; Metazoa; Arthropoda; Insecta; Hymenoptera; Formicidae. Gene Ontology annotation, cellular component: intraciliary transport particle B; axonemal microtubule.